Drosophila takahashii is the source of this 3977-nucleotide messenger RNA. Lineage: Eukaryota; Metazoa; Arthropoda; Insecta; Diptera; Drosophilidae. The record is from RefSeq and is a predicted model, not a curated record.
GUUGUCAUGCACGAACUCAUGGGCAAAUACAGCCAUCCGGACAUGGACUUGCUAAAGGAUCAGCUAAAGCGUGUCGGCUACAUGGGCGCCCUUGGGCCGCCCACCCCUGGCGCCGCCGCCCCCGCCACCUCGCCCUUCCUGAUGCCCGCCGAAUUCUACAAGAGCCUGUUCGCCAGCGCCGUUCUACAGCAACAGCAGCAACACAAGCUCUACGCCGGAACGCCCUCGCCCAGUCCAGCACCCAGCUUGUCACCCUCUUCAGGUCGCUCGCAUCCACAUCCACCCAGCAAUUUGUUAUUUUCCACGGCGGCCGAAGCGACCGCUUGUGUUCCGGAGAAUGGUCCAGUGAAGACGGAGCUCGAAGAGCCGGAUCAAGAGACCCAGGAAAACGGAGGACAAGAGGAGCAGAAACCCAUCAUCGAAGAGAACCCAACAGCCAGUAAGCCGCACAACAGCAACAACAACAACGGCUACUCGUGGUCCACCGGCAACAACAACGAGGCUGUCAGCAACAACAAUAACAACAGCCACCCAACAACACCACCCACUCCGCCCAACGAGGCGGGCGCCACCCAAGCGACUUCAGUGUCCGCAAUUAAUUUGAAUCAAGCCCAACCCGCAUCACAGACGCGUCCAAACUUUGGCAGCUCCAUAAAGUCACCACCAUCAGAACCGGACGCGGUCACCGUAGCCACGUGCAAAAGUCAGGAGAACCACUCCAGCCAACAGCCCAUAUCCGACCCCAACUCCGAUCCCAACCCGGCCCAGAGCCCCACUUCGAAUUCAACGGCCGCUGCCGUGGCCGCCGCUGCCGCCGCCGCUGCCGCUGCCAACAUGCCGAUCGGCGGCGUCCAGGGCCAGAAUCCCACCCAGGGGCUGGUCCACUGGAUGAGCGCCGUGAUGGCCGAGCACAUGACCGGCCAGACGCACCACGAUCCCGGCGCCGUGGGCAUGCACUACAUGUGGAACGGCAACGUUGACCAUGCCAAAGACAUAAGCGAUUACAAUCUUUGGCCGCCAACGCCGCGUAGUCAUCAGCAUGCCAGCGAGCAUCAUCCGAUGUCCCUGAAGCAGGAGUACGAGGCCAAAAUGAACGAUCACCACCACAACAAUCUGCAGAAAGGUCACUUUCUGGAUGACAAUCGUCUGGAGCAUCAUGCGGUUACGGGACAAGGUGGCCUGGGCCUGGGUGCAUCCAACGGAGUUGGAGGAGGAGGCGGUGGUGCCUCUGUGGGUGGCAAUUCCAGCCUUGGCGCCAGUUCGCACCACGCCGCCGCCGCCGCCCAUCAUCACAACCAGGCGGUGGCAGCUGCCUCGGCGGCCGCUUUGCUGGUGGUUCCCCAGCCGAUCAACGCCAGCAAAAUGGGCGGACCCGGCGGUGUCGCCUCGGUGGCCGGCGGACAUGCCACUGGCGGUGGCAGCGGACGCAAGUAUCAGUGCAAAAUGUGCCCCCAGAUCUUCAGCUCGAAGGCAGAUCUGCAGCUGCACACCCAGAUCCACAUGCGGGAGGCGAAGCCGUAUAAGUGCACCCAGUGCUCGAAGGCCUUCGCCAACUCAUCGUAUCUGUCGCAACACACGCGGAUCCACCUGGGCAUCAAGCCGUACCGCUGCGAGAUCUGCCAGCGGAAGUUCACGCAGCUCUCGCACCUGCAGCAGCACAUCCGGACGCACACGGGCGACAAGCCGUACAAGUGCCGGCAUCCCGGCUGCCAGAAGGCCUUCUCGCAGCUUUCCAACCUGCAGUCGCACUCGCGGUGCCACCAGACGGACAAGCCGUUCAAGUGCAACUCCUGCUACAAGUGCUUCUCGGACGAGCCCUCGCUGCUGGAGCACAUCCCCAAGCACAAGGAGUCGAAGCACCUGAAGACGCACAUCUGCCAGUACUGCGGCAAGUCCUAUACCCAGGAGACCUACCUGACCAAGCACAUGCAGAAGCACGCGGAGCGGACGGACAAGCGGCCGCCGAUUGCGCCGGGCAGUGCGGCGGCCAUUGCAGCGGCAGCCGCUGCUGCUGCCAACGGUGGAGCGGGCAACCCCGCCAACGGACCUCCCCCACCCCCCAAUCCCGCCCAGCAUCAGCGCAACAACCUGGGCCUGCCCCCCGUCUCGAUUGCGACCAGCGACAACGGCUACUGGCCGAAGGUAAGUCCGGAUUCUGCCGCUGCCGCCAAUGCCAUGGAGGUGAUGCACCAGCAGCAGCAACAGCAGCAGCAACAACAACAGCAGCAGCAACAGCAGCAGGCCCACCACCACCAUCCGCAGCACGGAGUCCCGCCGCAGCAACAUGUCCCGCCCCAGCAGCAGCAGCAACAGCAGCAGCAGCAACACCACCAUCCACAGCAGCAACCGCCCCCGCAGCACAGUAUGGAGGCCCAUUACGCUCAGCCGACGGCGCCCAACGGAGCCCAGAGCAACGGACACGGACCGGAGUUGCAGCCCCAUCAUCGCAUGCCCGAUCCCGUGAGGGAAGAUAUAGUUUCGACCCCAAGUGCCGUGGGGCCCUAUGACGCCGCAUCCAUCACGAAAACCACCAGCAACUCGGCCUUCACGCCGAUUAACUCGAUGCCGCCGCACUUGAACUCGCUGAGCCACCACCCGAUGGCCCAGCGACCCUAUCUCUACGAUGCCAUCAGCUUUCCGAACAAGAACGUGAACCAGAACAACGCCAACGCGUUCCCCAACCAGCUGAUCUCGCUGCACCAGAUCCGGAACUACGCCCACCAGCCGGCGGGUCUGAUGGCGGGGGAGCAUCUGCUGGGCGUGAGCGUGGGUCCUGGGAAGGACAAGGGAUAGCUAGGGGCCUACUUCUAAGUUGGUAGUUUAUACAUUAUUUCUCCAAGCAGAGACGAGGCGUGCAUUCCUGUACAGUAUUAAUUUGUAGUUAGUCGUAGCUCGUAUCGGACAUUUUGUAAUUUUUCUAGAUCUUAUUUCGGUUAAGUUAAGGGUGUUCUCGUGCACCCGAUAAGCAAACUGUAAAUGGCCAACGAUACGUACUCUAAUUUGACCAACACCGUCCAUACCUAUGUUUACACAAUGGCUUGGAAAACGAGCACCAAAUCGCGAUUAACUGGCGAGCAAUCAAUGUAAAUCCUGCGUUCUACGAGCAUACAAAUUCUGUCCAGCGAAAGUUUUCCUAUCGAGUUAUUGGUUUUCCCAGACCUCGUCUAUUGCCGCCUGUAAAUAUAAUUGAAAAGUAAGUUAUUAUUGAUGCACAAACGGAUCUCGCAGUCUUGAAUCAAGGGCAGAAGUCAGAAGCUGCAAACUAAGCCGAUAUAUGUACAUAGAUAUACAUGAACCUAAAGGAACUUACCGGCAAACGUAAUUACAUUUAAAUACAAAUCUUCAUAUAUAUUUGUUUAGGUGUAUCGUAUUAAAUACAGACAUUUCUGAGAAAAUCUUCUCGAGAAACAAAACACAAAAAGCAAAAAAAUUCAUGAAAUCAAAUGUGUUUACUACUAUAGACGAAACUAUGCGAUAGAUGACAACUAUUUUGAAAGAAUCUUUUCUAAGUAUAUGUUGGCAGUUGCGAAAACAGAAGCAGGAAAAGGAAAAUAAAACCGAACAGAGAUGUUGUAUUACUUUUUGGAAAGACUGAAGUGAUCAAAAUUAACGAACAAGAAGAGGAAAUAAAGAAAAAUCAAACAUUUUAAAGAGCGUUUUUACCGCAGUUACUAAGCAAACUGAAUGUGUCCUAUAAAAUUUCGUACUAAAUGGCAGAUACUAAACCUAAACGUAAUUACGAGUAUGACAACAUCAAAUGUAAUGUAUUAUUAAAUAAAAUAAUUUUAAUUUUAAUCUUAAUCUAAAGUAAAUUUAAACUAACCCAUAGCUAGUGUUUAACUCCAGAAUGCAAUCUCAAUGUAAAGACAAACCCGAAAAUGGAACACAAAACAAAAAUCCUACAGUUAAGUGAAUAGCAAAAUGAACUCUGAACCACACACACCACACGCAUUAAAUAGAAACAUUUGGGGUAUUCA